Purpureocillium lilacinum is the source of this 2316-nucleotide messenger RNA. RefSeq lists its product as uncharacterized. The record is from RefSeq and is a predicted model, not a curated record. NCBI's taxonomy places the organism in Eukaryota, Fungi, Ascomycota, Sordariomycetes, Hypocreales, Ophiocordycipitaceae.
AUGGCGCCCGCGAGAAUCAGCAGGGACCCCGUCCUCCAUCGGGAGGACGCAGCGCAAUCCCGCAGCUUCCAGGAUCGUGCUGUGAAAUGCGACUUUUGCGUCUGCGGCGGUGGCCUUGCCGGGACCAUCGCCGCCAUUGCCGCCGCACGGAAUGGUAUUUCCGUGGUCCUCAUCCAAGACCGGCCGGUGCUGGGAGGCAAUGCGUCCAGCGAAGUCCGCCUCUGGAUUCUCGGCGCGACUUCGCACAUGUUUAACAAUAAUCGCUACGCCCGCGAAGGAGCCCUUGUCGACGAGAUACUCCUGGAGAACCUGCACCGCAAUCCAGAAGGCAACCCUCUCAUCCUGGACACAAUUUUGCUGGAAAAGGUCCAUGAUGAACCCAACAUCCAGCUCUUCCUCAACACAGCACUCGUUGGAUGCAACAAGGAUGGAGGUCGGAUUAGCAGCAUCACCGCUUUUUCGUCUCAGUCAUCUUUGAUGAUCUCAAUUACGGCCCAGCAGUACGCGGAUUGCACCGGCGACGGGGCCCUGGCGUUUCUGGCCGGGGCUCCGUUCAGGAUUGGUGCCGAAAGCCGCGACGAGUUUGGCGAGGGAUUCGCGCCGUCAUCCGAGUACGGCCACCUCCUCGGCCACUCCAUCUACUUUUACACCAAGGAUGCUGGCAAGCCUGUCAAGUUCGUGGCGCCGUCGUACGCUCUCAAAGAUGUGGAAAAUACCAUUCCCCGGUUCCGCAGCUUCAGCACAAAGGAGAUGGGCUGCAACCUGUGGUGGAUUGAGUACGGCGGGCGACUGGAUACCAUUCAUGACACCGAGGAGAUCAAGUGGGAGCUGUGGAGAGUCGUAUACGGCGUUUGGGAUUACUUCAAGAACUCAGGACGGUUUCCAGAGGCCGCAAAUCUCACGCUAGAAUGGGUCGGCACCAUACCAGGCAAACGCGAGAGCAGGCGCUUCGUUGGUCCUACCAUGAUGGUACAGCAAGACAUUGUGGAGCAGCGCUUUCACGCCGAUGCAGUAUCUUUUGGAGGUUGGUCUCUUGAUCUGCAUCCAGCAGACGGCGUCUUCUCAGAGGUCGACGGCUGCACUCAGUGGCAUUCCAAGGGAGUCUACCAGAUACCGUUCUCAUCCAUGCUUUGUGCCGAGGUCCCCAACCUCAUGUACGGCGGACGCACAAUCUCCGCAACGCACGUCGCGUUCGCUUCGACCCGUGUCAUGGCGACCUGCGGUGCGAAUGCUAACGCCCUUGGGAUGGCCGCGUCCAUGUGCAAAAAGCUGUCUGUUGAUCCAGCCCGACUUCUGGAGAAGCACACCAUGAAGAUGUUUCAGACUGAGCUGAUGCGUUUCGGACAAUACAUACCCGGCUACAAGCUCAAAGACCCCGAAGACCUGAUCCGCCAGGCAAUCUUCCUGGAACCGUCUUCCACGUUCGAGCUAGACAGGCUGCCAGCUGACGGCCCACCGAAGGUACUGGUCCGAAGCCUUGCUCAGAUGAUUCCGCUUGAGGCUGGGCCGAUCCCCAAGUUUCAUAUCACGGCCCAAGCGGUCGCGGAUACUACUUUGACUGUCCAGCUUCGCGUCUCCAAGAAGCAAUACAACUAUACCCCCGAGGAGAUCUUGGAGACACUCAGCUUCGAGUUGCGACCGGGAUCCAAUCCCUUAGAAGUGGCUUUCACGGUGCCCAAUCCGCAAGCGCAGUACGUCUUUCUAUGUAUCAUGCAAAACGAUUCAGUGGCCGUUUCUACGACACUGAAGCGCGUGUCUGGUUUGAUGACUGUUGAGCAUGAAUGCACUCAGUCACCGCCCAAAGACAUAGGAGUUGAUGAGUUCGAGAGAUGGACGCCUGUGCGGAGGCCCAUGGGACACAACAUUGCGCUUUCAGCAGAUCCCCCGAUCCGAGCAUGGGGCGUUGCCAAUAUCCGCAACGGAGUACCUCGACCAACGAAGCGAACAAACUGCUGGGUGCCCAAUAGCGGCUGUGGGGAGAGACGGCUGAUCAAGUUUACCUGGGACGCUCCAGUCACACUUGGCCGAGUCGUAGUUCACUUCGACACGGACUAUGAUCACGCUGCAGAGUCGGUUCUCCGCGGCCAUCCCGAGCGCGUUAUGCCAUUCUGCGUCAAGGAAUGGCGUAUCUUGGAUGUAUCAGUGGAAGGAAGUGAGACUGAGCUCUUUCACGAGGACAACAACCACCAGUCACGUCGGGUUGCAAUCAUGACUGCACCUACUCGCGUUACAAGCAUUGCCGUCGAGGUUUUGGCACUUAAUCGCGACAGCAACGUUGAAGGAGGCAUAUUUGAGGUCAGAGCAUAUAAUUCGUAG